Molecule: messenger RNA, 1950 nt
Organism: Sorghum bicolor (sorghum)
Lineage: Eukaryota; Viridiplantae; Streptophyta; Magnoliopsida; Poales; Poaceae
Product: sugar transporter ERD6-like 5
Exons: 18
Coding region: 364-1839 (491 amino acids)
Biological process (GO): transmembrane transport; carbohydrate transport
Cellular component (GO): membrane
Molecular function (GO): sugar transmembrane transporter activity
Source: RefSeq, a predicted model, not a curated record
AGCCAGGAAUAACAUGUGCCUACUGAAUAGCGUGGGAGGCGAAAGAGUAGAUUUUCUAUAGACGUGGAAAUCUGGAAUGUUUGCGGUAAUAAAAUGGACUUUUUUUUCCGGAUGCAAAGCAGAGUGCAACCACUUUAUUAUUCAGUACGAAGUGACAAAGAAAGGACAAGAGAGGAACGAGGAGAUAAAACACUUUAUUAUUCAGUGCACAAAUGCCGGAAGAAGCAUUCAGAGUAUGUCUGGUUGGUCACUCACUAGACCGAUCCGCCCGGGCAGCCAUUGGUCGUCCACUGGUCCUGCUCAGAGCCGCAGCUCCAAACAAAACCAAGCGAGGACGGACUGAGAGGGAGAAACCUUGGAUGCAUGGCAUGCAUGGCCGGUCCGAUGGAGCGAGAGGGACAAGAAGCAGCCGAGAAGAAGCCUCUCUUGGUGAGGGUGGUCGGCAGCGGCAGCGGUGAUGGCCAGGGCGGCAGCGCCUCUUCUUCUUCUUCUUCGGUUGCCGUGGUGGUCGGCUGCACCGCCAUCGCCGUCGCCGGGUCCUUUGAGUUCGGAAUAUCUGUCGGCUACUCGUCACCGACUCAGCUGGGCAUCAUGCGUGAUCUCCACCUCUCACUAGCUGAGUACUCUGUAUUUGGCUCGAUCCUGACCAUCGGAGCAAUGCUGGGUGCCGUUGUCAGUGGCUCCAUAGCAGAUCGAGCAGGUCGAAGAGGUGCGAUGGCGAUAUCAGAUAUUCUCUGCGCUCUUGGGUAUCUCUUGAUAGGAUUUUCACAGAAUUAUUGGUGGCUUGACAUUGGAAGGGUGCUUAUCGGAUGCGGAAUUGGGAUCCUGUCAUAUGUGGUUCCAGUCUAUAUAUCAGAGAUAACGCCAAAGAACCUUAGAGGAGGCUUUGCAACUGUAAACCAGUUUAUGAUAUGCUGUGGAGGGUCGCUUGCAUUUGUUCUUGGGACCUUUAUCGCCUGGCGUACCUUGGCAAUUGCUGGAGUGGCACCAUGUUUAUUGCAGCUGGUUGGCCUUCUAUUGAUACCUGAAUCCCCCAGAUGGCUGGCUAGGUUUGGACACCCAGGUGCAUUUGUAGUAGCACUGCAGACGUUAAGGGGACAUGGAACUGAUAUCUCUGAAGAGGCCUCAGAAAUAAAAGUUUUCACAGAAAAGCUUCAGCGCCUUCCGAAGUCGAAGAUGUUAGACCUGUUUCAGAAGGAUUACAUCCGUGCUGUCACGGCUGGAGUUGGGCUUAUGGCCCUUCAGCAGCUUGGGGGUGUAAAUGGCAUUCUCUUCUACGCCAGUGAAGUAUUCGUUUCGGCCGGUUUCCCGUCAGGAAACACAGGAACAGUCGCCAUGGCAGUAGUACAGGUUCCAAUGGUCGGACUAGGGGUGCUUCUGAUGGACAAGGCUGGAAGGAGGCCACUUUUGAUGAUCUCUGCAGCUGGGACAUGCCUUGGUUGCCUACUAGUUGGUUUAUCAUUCUUGUCUAAGGAACAGCACUGGGAAAGGGACCUGAACGUGUUGGCUUUGGCCGGACUUGUGGUUUUCAUCGGAUCUUUUUCACUGGGUAUGGGGGGAAUACCAUGGGUUAUAAUGUCAGAGAUAUUUCCUAUAAACAUGAAAGGAUCAGCAGGAAGCCUUGUGACCUUAGUAAGCUGGCUUGGAUCGUGGGUGGUCUCGUACGCCUUCAACUUUCUCCUGAUAUGGAGCUCUUACGGCACAUUUUUCAUCUUCGCAACCAUUUGCGGAUUCACAGUCGUAUUUGUGCAUCGGUUAGUGCCAGAAACGAAAGGAAGAACCUUGGAGGAGAUCCAAGCCUCCAUGAACUCGUCCUUGACGCCCUUCCACAAAUACUAGUUUGCUUGCAUAGUGUAUCUCAAGUUCCAGUGAUUAGUCUCACGCAUACGGUUCAUUGUACACAAAGGGAAAAAAAACAUGGCAUUUUCACCAUAAUACUAUAUUAUAAUA